Aphanomyces astaci is the source of this 1177-nucleotide messenger RNA. RefSeq lists its product as hypothetical. Bases 8 to 1093 code for a protein of 361 amino acids. NCBI's taxonomy places the organism in Eukaryota, Oomycota, Saprolegniomycetes, Saprolegniales, Verrucalvaceae. The record is from RefSeq and is a predicted model, not a curated record. The transcript has a single exon. Gene Ontology annotation, molecular function: protein binding.
AUAUGCUAUGCAGAGACUGGGUUGUCCUGCUCACUCUCCCGCGUCAUUUCACAUCGAGCGCAUUGACACAUUUCUGCCCAUGACGCCAGUGCCGCCAUCUACGUCCAUCGUGGACGUACUUCUUCAUGCCCCCUUGCUGUCGACGGUGCUGCAAUUUCAGCAUGGACUCUCCCCCGACCUCCUCGAACGCUACGCCGAAUGCAAAACGAUGCAACCCUUGCUUGACUGGGACAAUACCUGUCUCUAUCGCCUGCCACCACGGUACACCCUCGCCGCGACGGCCAACGAUCUUCCCCGGAAACUUCCCCACAACCUGGCACACCUGUCAGCACUACCUGACGACGAUGCGACAACUCUCGUGUCGACCAACGAGCUGUGUCUCCACGGUGACUCCCCGACAUCACACAUUGCGUUCCACUUGGCCAUCCUCGAAGGCGACUCGCGCAUCGUGCGGCAAUGGAUCAACUUUCACGGCGGUUCCCGUGCUUGUGUCGUCCUCACGCCGGCGGCAAUGGAUUUCUGUGCGCGAAUCGGUGCCCAGGACUUGCUUCGCAUGCUGCUUGCAACAACCCCCCAGCGAUGCACCACCCGUGGCGUGGAUGCAGCUUCCAAACAUGGGCACCUGUCCACCCUCAUGGUGCUCCACGAGCACCAUACGUCGUGGUCCGCCGCGGCGCUGGACGGCGCCGCUUUCCACGGACACCUCGACGUUGUGACAUUUCUCCAUGCCCACGGGGCCCCAUGCACCACCCUCGCCAUGAGCGGCGCUGCUUCCCGCGGACACCUUCACGUCGUGCGUUUCCUCCAUGAACGCCGCGACGAAGGCUGCACGAAAUGGGCUAUGGAUGCAGCUGCAAAGCAUGGACAUUUGGACACGGUGAAAUUUCUCCACACCAACCGACGCGAAGGAUGCACGGACGCCGCGCUUACGUCCGCCGCCGCCGCGGGUCAUUUGCACGUCGUGCAAUACCUAUGGACGCAUCGGCCGUUGGAUUGCCCCCUUCUCCUGGCGUUGAAUGCCGCCCACGUCCAUGGACGCGUGCAUGUGACAGCGUACCUCGAGCAGCAGCAGAGCCGCCCGUCUUCGUCGUAACGUUACCUCCUUGUAUUAGCAUUGUGUUUGUUUCACAAUAUGAUAUGUCACCAUGACUUGUUCAUGUGGUCAUGUUGUUCUGGA